Messenger RNA from Tripterygium wilfordii, 2040 nucleotides. Its product is annotated as probable GMP synthase [glutamine-hydrolyzing]. The record is from RefSeq and is a predicted model, not a curated record. Gene Ontology annotation, molecular function: DNA-3-methyladenine glycosylase activity. Lineage: Eukaryota; Viridiplantae; Streptophyta; Magnoliopsida; Celastrales; Celastraceae. The transcript has 6 exons. Gene Ontology annotation, biological process: base-excision repair. The coding region runs from base 689 to 1816 and encodes 375 amino acids.
CCCAAUCUUCGCUUCCUUUUCCCUUUCACUCGUUCGCUCUUUCGUUUCUCUGUCUUUCCUUGCGCUGUUUCUAGAGAGAGAAACUUAACUUCCACAGAUCGACAAUUCUGUCAAUGAGUCUCCGAUCAGCUCUCAUAGGAUGGAAUCUCUGAGCUCCGAGGCUGAUUUUGAUUGCAUUGUAAACCCCCUUGUUGCGUGCGGGUAUGUACGUAUAAGAUUCUAGCUUUGCUCAAAGGGGUACUUCAUUUAUGUAUCAUACUUCGAAGGGUCGCGGUAUUUUUGGGUGUUUGGGGCUUUGAGCUGAUUUGAGCUGGAAUGAGUAAGUCGGGUUUGGGUUUUCUCUGGUGGAUUUGAUUGAAACCUAGGACUAGUAUUAAGUUUCAAUUUGAUGGUGUUUGGUGUUUGGGUGGGAAGCCAAGAUCUGUGUUUGGUGCUGUAAGGGACUUGUUGAUGAUUGGUGUUCACUACAAGUGACUAACUUUUGGUUGAUUGUAAGGUCUCUGUGUUGAUUUGAACUCCAUUAUCGGUAAAGAUGGGUGUAUCAGUGGAUUCUGGUAUUGGGUUUUACAGGACCUUGAGGGUGAGUUAGGAAACCUUCAUAUUGGUAAGCUUCGAGAUUUGGGUUGCUUCCGAGGCCGACAUAGGCUUCGUCUCGUCCAAAUCUUGGUUGAAAAGGAGGACUUUUAAGAUGUCCGGAGCACCUAGGGUUAGGUCCAUGAAUGUUGCCGAUUCAGAGACCAGGCCUGUCCUUGGACCUGCAGGGAACAAGGCUGGGUCAUUGAGCGCCCGUAAACCUGCCUCAAAACCAAUGAGAAAGGCCCAAAAAUCACCCGAGGAGGUUAUGGUGGCUGAAGAGAAGAAAGCACUUGCAUCUAUUUCAGUCAUUACGGCUUCAUCUCCUAAAGCGCAUUCAAUUCUUCGACGCCAUGAGCAAUUGUUGCAUUCAAAUUUAUCACCGAAUGCUUCAUGUUCUUCUGAUGCCUCUACAGAUUCCUUCCAUAGUCGGGCAUCGACUGGCAGGUUAACGAGGUCAUUUAGUACAGGAAGUAGGAGGAAGCAGAAUGUUUCAAAGCCAAGGAGUGUUGCUUCUGAUAGCUGUUUAGAAUCUUCUUUGAUUGACAGCUCGUCGAACAAGAAGAGGUGUGCUUGGAUGACACCAAAUACUGAGCCAUGUUAUGCUGCUUUCCACGAUGAAGAGUGGGGAGUUCCAGUACAUGAUGACAAGAAGUUGUUUGAGCUUCUUGUCCUUUCGGGUGCUUUGGCAGAACUUGCAUGGCCUGCCAUUCUAAGCAAAAGACACAUAUUUCGGGAAGUCUUUUUAGAUUUUGAUCCCAUUGCUGUCUCCAAAUUGAACGAGAAGAAGCUGAUGGCACCAGGAAGCACCGCGAGCUCCCUUUUAUCAGAACUUAAACUGCGUGCUAUCAUUGAGAAUGCACGCCACAUAUCUAAGGUGAUAGAAGAGUUUGGGUCGUUCGACAAAUUUAUAUGGAGUUUUGUCAACUACAAGCCUAUAGUUAGCAAAUUUCGGUACCCUCGCCAGGUUCCGUUGAAAACUCCAAAAGCAGAUGUAAUAAGCAAAGACCUGGUGAGAAGGGGAUUCCGCAGCGUAGGCCCCACUGUUGUCUACUCAUUUAUGCAGGUGGCUGGUAUAACAAAUGAUCAUCUCAUCAGUUGCUUCAGAUUCCGCGAGUGUAUAAAUGCAGCAGAAGGGAAGGAAGAAAAUGGCAUCAAUAUUGCAGCAGACGCAGAAAGAAGACCAGAUGGAGCAAUGGAAUCUGAAUUGUCCAUAGCUAUCAAUGAAUUGAGUUUCCCAUGAGUGAUAAACUUGUGCAUCUUUGUCGGCGCAUGGACCGAUUCACAGCUACACUUCCGGGUAGUAAUGAAAGUGAUUUUGUGCAUACAUUUCAUGAUUCCUAGUGCAUCAUGGAUUUCUAGAUUGUAGAUUCAGAAGUUAAUGUCAAUAGACUGAUGAACAUGCUUAAUACUUCUGUUCAAAAAAAAAAAAAACAUGCUUAAUACUAGUGCACUACUUUUUGUACA